Messenger RNA from Neurospora tetraspora, 1260 nucleotides. RefSeq names its product pyridoxal phosphate-dependent transferase. The transcript is spliced from 2 exons. Lineage: Eukaryota; Fungi; Ascomycota; Sordariomycetes; Sordariales; Sordariaceae. Bases 1 to 1260 code for a protein of 419 amino acids. The record is from RefSeq and is a predicted model, not a curated record. Gene Ontology annotation, biological process: transsulfuration. Gene Ontology annotation, molecular function: carbon-sulfur lyase activity; pyridoxal phosphate binding. Gene Ontology annotation, cellular component: cytoplasm.
AUGUCCUUGCCAACCGGAAACCCCGUCCUCGACGGCCCCAAGAAGCUCGCCGCGGCUUUCCCUAACAAGGAGCUGUCGAUGGCUUCUCUCUCGGUUCACGCCGACGACUACAUCAACAACCACCAGGCCGUUGCGCCUCCCAUGCACGUUUCCACCACCUUUCGCUAUGCCGAAAACCCAGACGACUUGAGGCCAUGGGCCAACCUUAACCCCAACGCCCCAUACGACUCCCACAUCUACUCCCGCGACUCAGCCCCUAACUCCACCCGCCUCGAAGCCAUCCUGACCUCCAUCCUCGGUGCCCCCGUCCUCACCUACGCCUCCGGCCUCUCCGCCUUCCACGCCAUGAUCGUCUUCCUGAACCCGCGCCGCGUCGCCAUCGGCGGCGGCUACCACGGCUGCCACGGCAUUCUCAAACUCAUGAAGAAGCUCAACGGACUGGAACAACUCGAGCUCGAGUCCGACGCCGACCUCGCCAAGCUUCAACCGGGUGACAUCAUCCACGUCGAGACGCCCCUCAACCCCACCGGCGAAGCCCGCGACCUAGCUUACUACCGGCGCAAGGCCGACGAGCUGGGUUGCUACUUGACCGUUGACGCUACCUUUGCUCCCCCGCCCUUGCAGGACCCGUUCCAGUUUGGCGUGGAUAUCGUCAUGCACAGCGGUACCAAGUACUUCGGCGGACACAGCGACAUGCUGUGCGGCGUGCUGGCGUUCCGCCCCGAUAAAGCCGAGGAGUGGCUGCCGGAGCUGAGGGAGGAGAGGCUGCACGUGGGCGCGGUGCUGGGGAGUCUGGAGGGGUGGCUGGGCGUGCGCAGCUUGCGGACGUUUGAACUGCGGAUCAAGAGGCAGGCGGAGAGCGCGCAGAAGCUGGUGGAUUGGUUGGUGGAGGAAAAGGCGAAGGAGGGCAGCUUGAUCAGUGAAUUCGUGACGAGGAUCCAGCAUGCUUCGCAGCAGCCGGAGGCCAAGGAGGAGGGCAGCUGGUUGAGGAAGCAGAUGCCUCGUGGCUUCGGACCGGUGUUUUCGAUUUAUCUCCAGUCGGAGGAGCAGGCUAAGAGGUUCCCUAGCAAGUUGCACUUGUUCCACCAUGCUACUAGCUUGGGUGGCGUUGAGAGCUUGAUCGAGUGGCGCGCCAUGAGCGAUUUGGGUAUUGAUAAGAGGCUGUUGCGCGUGAGUAUCGGCGUCGAGGCCUGGGAAGAUCUCCGGGACGAUCUCAUUCAGGGCCUUGAGGCAUUGAAGAAGGAUCCCAAGGCGCAGUAA